This is a messenger RNA of Naegleria gruberi, 975 nucleotides long. RefSeq lists its product as uncharacterized. The record is from RefSeq and is a predicted model, not a curated record. The coding region runs from base 1 to 975 and encodes 324 amino acids. NCBI's taxonomy places the organism in Eukaryota, Heterolobosea, Eutetramitea, Acrasida, Naegleriidae. The transcript has a single exon.
AUGUCAUUGGAAGGUCUUCUCUAUCCUGAUAACGGUCAUCGUACAGAUCGUCUUAACACACUCAUUAACGAUACAUCCUUGUUUUACAAUGAGUCCUCUAGAUAUUUUGAAGAAAUCCAACAAAAGGUAACUAAAGCCAGUACCCUUAUUCAAGGUUUGUAUGCAAAAUUGAGUCUUCCACCACCACCAAUGUCAUCAAUUCAACUUACUGUUCAGACAGGUGGUGUAGGAGAAGAUACCAAAUUUGCAAUGAAAGGUGUUGCCAGUUUGAUCACAGCCAUUGGAGUAGGUAAAUUUGUAAGUGCCCAACUCGAGAGAGCAGCUAUCAGCUACUUGGUAGCCACAGGCAGAAUUGGUAUUGCAGCAUUCGCUCAAGUUGUUGGUUUACCAACUUGGAUGAGGGUUGUAUGUUUCACAGGUGCUGGUGGUGCCUCUAUUGUUCUUUCUCUCGUAUUGACUGCUGUCAUUGAUAGUAUUGAUGGUGCUGUUUGUAGAAGCAACUUGAGAAACUCAAUUAACAUUCAAGUACCUGCUCGUGCCUCAAUUUACAAGGCCAACAGAUUGAAUGCUAAAUUGUUCGAGGAUCUAUCCAACUAUGUUGCUGUACUCAAAUCAAUGAAACAAAAUGGUUGUACAGAGGAACAAUUAGAGAAUGCACAAAAUAACUUUGCACAACGUGUCAAAAAACAUGCCAAACAGCUUGACAAUGAUGAUCAAGGCACAAUCAAUAACUUGAAAAUCCUCGAUCAAGAUCGUGCUAGUUGGACAAACGAAGACCCAACUGUUGCAGUACCAAUUGUCGUUUAUCAGGACACUUCAAACACCAACAUGCAAGCUGUUCAAAAUGUUGGUGAUGAUGUUGUUCCAAUAGUUGUUGCUGAUAAUGCUGCUGAAAAGAAGGAUCAUGCCAAGAUUAAGAAAAUAUUGCUCUCACUUGGUUAUACUGCUGACCAAUUAGAAAAAAAAGAAAAGUAA